CGUAUUUCUCGAGCAUUAAAUAGUAGUUAAAGAGUUUAAAUUCGAUUAAUAAGUACGUAGUAAUUUAAAAUAAUGGAUUUCGGCUUACAAGAAUUGCUAAUAAUAACUGCAGGAGUUAUUCUUGCAAUUUAUUAUUGGUCGACAUCAACGCACUAUUACUGGAAGCAAUUAGGCGUUCGUGGUCCAAAACCAACGCCGCUUGUCGGCAACAUGGGUCCGGUUUUCUUCGGCAGAAUGUCAAUAAACGAAUUAUUGAUGAAACUAUAUAAGAAGUGGAAAAAUGAAGGCUUUAUUGGAAUCUACAAUGCAAGAUUUCCGGUGCUAAUGAUUACCGAUCCCAAUUUAGUGCGUCAUGUUUUAAUAAAAGAUUUCCAUGUCUUCCCAGGUCGCGGAACAAAAGUAAAUGACAACGAUCCUCUAGGACAGCAUUUGGUUAGUCUCGAAGGUCAUAAGUGGAAAGUAAUGAGAGCUAAAUUAACGCCGAUUUUUACCACAGGUAAACUCAAGCACAUGGUUGAUUUAAUGAUUGAGUGUGCGAAUCAUUUUGAAAAGUAUCUGGAGAAUAAAAUCGGGAGUGGUAAAGUGCUUGAGUGUCGCGAGAUAGCGGCUAAAUUUACUACAGAUGUCAUUGGAUCUACUGCUUUUGGAAUUAAUAUGAAUGCGCUUGAAAAUGAGGACAGUCCUUUUAGAGUAGUAGGACGAAAAAUAUUUGAGCCGUCUGUUUACAAUAUGAUAAGACGAAUGCUUUUUGAUUAUUCACCGAAACUAUUAAAGCUUCUCAACAUGAUAGGUUCACGUAAAAACCACACUAAUUUCUUCAUCAAUUCUAUUCGAGAGACUAUGGAAUUUCGGGUAAAAGAGAAAAUUAUUCGCCACGAUUUGGUAGAUCUGUUGAUGGACAUAAAGAAAAAUCAAGAUGACAUUGAUUUUGAGGUAACUGAGGGUCUUCUGACAUCGCAAGCAUUCGUUUUCUUCCUCGCCGGUUUCGAAACUUCGUCAACCACGAUUUCUUUUGCUCUAUAUGAACUUGCAACUUCUCCCGAAGUUCAAGAAAAAUUAAGAUCUGAAAUUCGUGAAACACUGAAAUUAAACGACGGUCAGUUAUCAUAUGAUGUGAUCAAUGAGAUGAAGUACCUUAAUAUGGUCAUACAAGAAACUCUGAGGAAGAAUCCACCAGUUUCAGUAUUACGAAGGAAAUCAGUACAACCAUACAAAUUACCUGGAACUGAUAUCACUCUGCCUACUGGUACAGCAAUACAAAUUCCAGUAUACACUUUGCAUCACGAUGAACAGUAUUAUCCAAAGCCGGAAGUAUUUGAUCCCGAGAGAUUCAAUAAAAACGAAGCAAAAACUUCCCUCUCAGGAAUUUAUUUACCAUUUGGCGAUGGCCCAAAAAAUUGCAUUGGGGCGAGAUUCGCUAGUUAUCAAUCGAAACUGGGACUGGUUACAAUAUUGAAGAACUAUAGAGUGUCGCCUUCCGAAUCUACUACAGUACCAUACAAAAUUGAUAAAACCGCCAUAAUAUUAUCUGCUGCAGGAGGCAUGAAUUUAAAAUUUGAG
Messenger RNA from Cotesia congregata, 1560 nucleotides. Lineage: Eukaryota; Metazoa; Arthropoda; Insecta; Hymenoptera; Braconidae. The record is from the annotation of a GenBank genome assembly.